Messenger RNA from Nicotiana attenuata, 2312 nucleotides. RefSeq names its product autophagy-related protein 18f-like. Gene Ontology annotation, biological process: response to starvation; autophagy. Gene Ontology annotation, cellular component: cytoplasm. Lineage: Eukaryota; Viridiplantae; Streptophyta; Magnoliopsida; Solanales; Solanaceae. The record is from RefSeq and is a predicted model, not a curated record. Gene Ontology annotation, molecular function: protein binding.
GCUUUUUUCUCUGCGUCUUUUUCAUUUUGCUCUUGGGGUGUCGUUAUGGCUUCCAAGUUUGGGAUGUUGAAGAUGGUGAUAAUGUGUGCAACUUAGUUUCCAGGCAUGAUGGUCCUGUUUCUUUUGUGCAAGUGUUACCGAAACUAAUAGCAUCUAAGAUUCCUGACGACAAAUUUUCUGUUAGUCGCCCAAUGUUGAUACUUUGUGCGGAUGGAUCUUUUUCUGGUGGUAGUAACAGUGGGGAGGGCAUAGGAACUCCUCAUAAUGGAACCUUCCAACAUUAUCAUAACCAAGCAAGUGCCACUUUUCUGCCUACUGUUGUUUGGUUUUAUUCCUUGAGAUCUCACUCUUACGUGCAUCAGUUGAAGUUCAGAUCAGUUGUUCACUUGGUAAGGUGCAGCUCCCGAGUGAUUGCAAUCUUACAAGCAGCUCAGAUACACUGUUUUGAUGCNGGAGCUGCUAAUGGUCAUUUUCCAGAUGCGGACAGUGUUGGAAUGGUCAUAGUCAGGGACAUCGUCAGCAAAGCUCUUGUUGCACAGUUUAGGGCACAUAAGAGUCCCAUUUCAGCUUUGUGCUUUGAUCCUAGCACUACUCUUCUGGUGACAGCUUCAGUUCAAGGUCAUAAUAUCAAUGUAUUUCGUAUAGUGCCUGGACUAUCUGGGUCUUCUUAUGUCCAUCUUUAUACGCUGCAGCGUGGACUGACUAACGCGGUCAUACAAGACAUAAGUUUUAGUAGUGAUAGCCGGUGGAUUAUGAUAAGCUCUUCUAGAGGAACUAGCCAUCUUUUUGCGAUAUCUCCUUCAGGGGGAUCAGUUGAUUUUCAUACUGCUGAUGCAUGUUUUAGUGCUUGCACUAAUGGCUCUGGGGUGAUGACAAAACCUUCAGCUCCCAGGAGCAUGAAUUCUCAAGUGCUUAAUCAACAAAGCAUUUGUGGAUCUGGCCCACCCGUGGCACUUUCUACUGUUGGCCGAAUAAGGAGUGGAGCUAAUGGUUGGAAAAAUACUCUAAGUGGUGCUGCCGCUGCUGCAACUGGAAACUUUAGCUCUCUAUCUGGGUCCAUUGCUUCAGCGUUUCAGUACUACAAAAACUAUAACCAAUAUACAGAUGCAGCCUUUCUAAAAUCAAAUUAUCACUUGCUGGUUUUUUCUUCUCCUGGCUGUGUGAUACAAUAUGCUUUACGUAUGUGUUCUGGCCUAGAUUCUGUUAUGACCAUUCCUGCAGUGGCUACAACAUUUGAGUCAGGCAUUGAAGUUGAUACAAGAUUAGUCAUAGAUGCAAUCCAGAAGUGGAAUAUUUUCCAGAAACAAAAUCGCAAAGAGCGAGGUGGUAAUAUUGAUAUAUAUGGUGAAGUUGGAGAUUCUGAUAGCAGUAAAGUAUUUCCUGAAAGCAUAAAGGUGGAAAAUGGUCUCUAUUCCAAGACUAGGAACACAAUCACAGAAGAAAAGAGAAGUUCUGAUGAAAGACAUCAUAUGUAUAUAUCUGAAGUGGAGCUUGAAAUGCAUAAACCCCAGAUUCCAUUAUGGGCAAAACCGGAGAUCUAUUUUCAAUCAUUUGUUACAGAUGGGAUUAACGUAGGCGAUGUCUGUGCUUUUGGAGGAGAGUCUGAGAUAGAAGCAAUUCCAACUCACUUAGUUGAGGCGAGAUCAAAAGAUCUAAUUCCAGUUUUUGAUUAUAUUCAAGCUUCCAAGACCCAGCAAGGGAGGGCAUGUGUUAACGGUGACCAUAGCCAGCAGUCACUUCCUAGGCUGGAGGUCUCUGGAAACUGCAAUCUUAUGGCUAAUGGUGGCUAUGGAUCGCGUCAUUCUAUGAAUGGUCCCAGGAGCGAAGUUCACUGUGGCCAAGAAGUAACUGGUUUGGAUGGUAUCCCAAUGACAGGUCAAACAGCUAAUGGCUUUGUAAAUAGUAGUGAGAGCCCUAAAGCGGACAGCCGGCUUGCUUUUGUAAAUAGUAUGGAGAGCUCUGUGAAGGAGACACAGUCUAAGUUUGUAAAUAAUAACCUAAAUGGCACAGAAAUGGAGAAUCAUUUCGAAGAUGAAGUUGACGACGUUGAUUGAAGGUUUUCGUUAUUCGUUGAUUAAGUGGGAGGUCUCUGUAAGUGUUAAUAUUGGUGGGGGAAAAUGUAGAGAAGGAAAAGGUAUAGGUUCCUUGACCCAACGAGCAAAGUCAUGUGGAUGGAUGCUUUGACUUUGUAAAUGUUAGACUCUGAAACUUGUCCAAUAAGUAGUUGUAAUAUGUAAAAAUAAUAGCUCGGAUCUUAUAACUUGUUGCUUUAUUUGAUUAUUUUCGUUAAUUUAUAUCUUUAGUUAUUUGGA